Molecule: messenger RNA, 3382 nt
Organism: Tarenaya hassleriana
Lineage: Eukaryota; Viridiplantae; Streptophyta; Magnoliopsida; Brassicales; Cleomaceae
Product: probable starch synthase 4, chloroplastic/amyloplastic
Exons: 16
Coding region: 73-3180 (1035 amino acids)
Molecular function (GO): alpha-1,4-glucan glucosyltransferase (UDP-glucose donor) activity
Source: RefSeq, a predicted model, not a curated record
AGUUUCGAAGCGCUUCAUUUGAAGCGACCAUUCUCUCUCUCCCCCUCUCCCCCCCCCCUCUCUCGUCCAUCAAUGGCGGCGAAGCUAUCUAGCUGCUUCUUGAGCUAUGGUUUAACGGGGCUUACUUGCAACAGGGAACAAGGAAGUCCCCGAUUCUUCCUCGUUCCUUCGCGUCGAUUGCUUCCCGCUUCUUGCAAGAUGCGACAACGUGGUUUCGACUCCAGUAAAAGACAAGAAAUCAAGAAAGGAACCCCUGAAUCAGUCCCGGUGAAUUCGGAUUUUCAGCGCAGCCGUGAUGAGGAACCCGGACCUGAAAAUGAUUCUGCAGACAGUGUUCCAAUCCACAGGUUAGACGCUGAAAAGGAAGUUGGUAUUAAUGCCUCAUCACAAACUAAGCAAGUGGAUGAAUACCCUGGAAAGAAAGACAGUACACAAACCAUCGAAGAAAGUCAGCUUAGAAGUGAACCUGCAGAGGAGGAGCAUACUCACGCCACCAUAGAUGAUGAACAUGGAGGUCGGGAGGACUUGAGCAGUAUAACUGUUCCUGAAGUUUCGAAAGCUCUGGCCAUAAACAGAGGUGGAGGCGAGCAGCUUUCCGGUGAUCAACUUGAGGAACUAAUGUCCAUGAUAAGAAAUGCAGAAAAAAAUAUUCUUCUCCUUGACCAAGCACGUGUCACUGCCCUUGAUGAUCUUCACAAGAUUCUCAGUGAGAAGGAGGCAUUGCUAGGAGAGAUCAACAUAUUGGAAAUGAAAUUGGCCGAGACUGAUGAAAGGAUUAGAGUUGCUGCCCAGGAGAAAGUACGUGUGGAGCUUCUUGAAGAACAACUGGAGAAGCUCCGUCAUGAAAUGGUUUCCCCUCCAGGAACCAAUGGUUAUGUUCAAUUUCUUAGCGAAGAGCUAGACUCAUUGAGAACAGAGAAUCUUUCUUUGAAAAACGACAUAGAGGUACUUAAGGCACAUCUCAACAAAGUUAAGGAUACAGAUGAACGUGUAGUUAUGUUGGAAAAGGAGUGCUCGGGUCUGGAAUCUUCUGUAAAGGAGUUGGGGUCUAAAUUAUUAGUUUCUCAAGAAGAUGUAUCGAAGCUUUCUACACUUAAAGGCGAAUGCAAGGAUUUAUGGAUGAAGGUAGAGAAUCUGCAGCUGUUGUUAGAUAGAGCCACUAAACAGGCAGAGCAAGCCGUCAUAGUCUUGCAACAAAAUCAAGAGCUUAAGAAAAAGGUUGAUAAACUCGAGGAAUCCCUUAAAGAGGCCAGUCUUUAUAAAGUAUCAUCAGAAAAUAUGCAACAGCAUAAUGAGCUUAUGCAACAGAAGAUAAAGUUACUUGAGGAGCGUCUUGAAAAGUCUGAUGCAGACAUAUUCUCAUAUUUUCAGCUGUACCAAGAAUCUAUACAAGAAUUCCAAGAAACACUUGAAAACUUGAAGGAAGAAAGCAGGAAAAAAGCUAUAGAUGAGCCAGUCAAUGAUAUGCCCUGGGAUUUUUGGAGCCGUUUACUACUAGCCAUUGAUGGAUGGCUGUUUGAAAAGAAAAUAGCAAGCAGUGAUGCAAACUUACUGAGAGAAAUGGUGUGGAAGAGAGACAGAAGAAUUCAUGAUACAUAUAUCGCAUGCAAAGAUAAAAAUGAACCCGAAGCCAUCUCUGUGUUCCUCAAGCUAGUGUCAUCACCGACGAGUCCAGGGUUAUAUGUUGUUAACAUUGCAGCUGAGAUGGCACCAGUAGCUAAGGUGGGAGGUUUGGCGGAUGUUGUGACGGGUCUUGGUAAGUCAUUGCAACGAAGAGGACAUCUAGUGGAGAUUAUUCUUCCCAAGUAUGACUGCAUGCAGUAUGAUCGUAUUCGGGACCUAAGGGCCCUAGAUAGUGUUGUGGAGUCAUAUUUCGAUGGGAAGCUUUAUAAAAAUAAAAUCUGGGUUGGCACCGUCGAAGGUUUGCCCGUAUAUUUUAUCGAGCCUCAUCAUCCAAACAAAUUCUUCUGGAGAGGACAGUUUUAUGGGGAGCAUGAUGAUUUUAAACGCUUCUCGUAUUUUAGUCGUGUUGCGCUUGAAUUGCUUCUUCAUGCCGGCAAGAAACCUGACAUCAUACAUUGUCAUGACUGGCAAACAGCUUUUGUUGCUCCGCUUUACUGGGAUCUAUAUGCUCCAAAGGGGUUGAAUUCUGCAAGAAUAUGCUUUACAUGCCAUAAUUUCGAGUACCAAGGAAAUGCACCUGCUUCAGAAUUGGCAUCUUGUGGACUUGAUGUCAGCCAACUAAAUAGACCAGACAGGAUGCAGGAUAAUUCUUCCGAAGAUAGGAUCAAUCCUGUUAAGGGAGCAAUAGUUUUCUCAAACAUUGUGACAACCGUUUCCCCUACUUAUGCUCAAGAAGUUCGAACAGCCGAGGGCGGAAGAGGACUCCAUUCAACACUCAAUUUCUACUCGAAAAAGUUCAUCGGAAUUCUUAAUGGCAUUGACACAGAUGCAUGGAAUCCUGCCACUGAUCCUUUCCUCAAGGCCCAGUAUAGUGCUAAUGAUCUUCAAGGGAAAGAAGAAAAUAAAUAUGCGCUUAGGCGGCAACUGGGACUUUCAUCAUCUACUGGAAGACGACCUCUGGUUGGUUGCAUUACAAGAUUGGUCCCACAGAAAGGAGUGCAUUUAAUCAGACAUGCAAUAUACCGAACGGUAGAGUUGGGUGGACAGUUCGUCCUUCUUGGUUCUAGCCCAGUCCCUCAUAUUCAGAGGGAAUUUGAGGGUAUAGAGCACCAGUUUCAGAAUCAUGAUCAUGUACGCCUGAUACUGAAGUACGAUGAAUCUCUUUCUCAUUCAAUCUAUGCAGCAUCAGAUAUAUUCAUCAUUCCUUCAAUAUUUGAGCCUUGCGGGCUUACACAGAUGAUAGCCAUGAGGUAUGGCACCAUACCAAUCGCCAGGAAGACCGGUGGCUUGAAUGACAGUGUCUUUGAUGUUGAUGAUGAUACAAUACCGAUGCAGUUCCAGAAUGGAUUCACGUUUACUACUGCUGAUGAGCAGGGGUUGAAUUAUGCUCUGGAGCGUGCGUUUAAUCAUUACAAGAACAAUGCAGAAGGUUGGAAACGACUUAUUGAGAAGGUCAUGAACAUAGAUUUCAGUUGGACAUCGUCGGCUACUCAGUAUGAGGAGCUUUACGCGAGAUCAGUUGCCAGAGCAAGAGCAGCAGGAACAAAUCGCACCUGAGCUAUUAGAGCCAAACCUUUGUUCUUCCCCCAGAGACAGAGAAAGUGUCGAUAGUCAUUGCAAUCAGACAGACGAGUAAAAACUUGGACAAAAAGGUUAGAGUCAUUCUUGUUGUACACAGUUAACAUAUUAUCUGUUCAUAAAUACGAAACCGAAUCACAUUUCUGUUACAUAGAGAGUUAUAUAUUCGUUUCACUGCUUA